AUGUUGGUUCAAACCAUUCAAUCGGGGCCCACCAACGCGGAGCCGGGCAGUGACCCCUUCCUUUACCCCGCCAAACCAAAACCUUUGGAAAGGGGCGGGCCCCAAAUCCCUCAAGCUCCCUUCCCCCCUUUGGUUCCCGCCCCAAGGCGCGGGGCUGGCCCAUGGCCCAGCCACGGGCCCAAAAAAACCUCGAACCCAAAGGGCCCUCCCAGGCCCCGGGCCGGCCAGGGGGGCCUGCACAGGUUUGGUGCUGCCUGCAAGGCCAAAAACCCCGGGGCCACCCAGUCUCUUUUCCGGGAAUUUUCCCCGGGUCCCCCCUUAAGGGCCCCUCCACCUGCCCCUGGGACGGCUCCCCGCCCGGCCCGCCCGGGGGCCCGAUAA
Penaeus monodon (black tiger shrimp) is the source of this 381-nucleotide messenger RNA. Its product is annotated as proline-rich proteoglycan 2-like. The coding region runs from base 1 to 381 and encodes 126 amino acids. The transcript is spliced from 2 exons. The record is from RefSeq and is a predicted model, not a curated record. Lineage: Eukaryota; Metazoa; Arthropoda; Malacostraca; Decapoda; Penaeidae.